CAGAGCUGCAGGAGAGGAGACGUCUCUCUGUUUCUCUUUGAAGACUAAUUCAACUGAAGACAAACACUGGUUGUAGAGAUGUCUGCUGCCAGCUGUCUGCUGACUGAAGAUCAGUUCCUGUGCUCCAUCUGUCUGGAUGUCUUCACUGAUCCUGUCACCUUAUCAUGUGGACACAACUUCUGUCAAAACUGCAUCACUAGACACUGGAAAUCUAAAGCCCCUUAUCGGUGUCCCAACUGUAAAGAGAUGUUCUCCACCAGACCACAGCUGAAGAUCAACACCUUCAUCAAGGAGAUGUCUGCUCAGUUCAGACAGUCAGCUCAGCAGAAAUCCAGCAGCAGCAGCUCAGAGAGACAAGUUCCCUGUGACGUCUGCACUGGAACCAAAGUGAAGGCCCUGAAGUCCUGCCUGGUGUGUCUGGCUUCUUACUGUGAGACUCACCUGGAGCCUCAUCUGACCAAGUCAGGUCUGAAGAGACAUCAGCUAAUGGACCCUGUGGAGAACCUGGAAGACAGGAUGUGUGAGAAGCACGACAAACUGCUGGAGCUGUUCUGUAAGAACGACCAGAGGUGUGUCUGCGUGCUGUGCUCAGUUCAAGACCACAAGACUCAUGAUGUUGUUCCUCUGAAAGAAGAAUAUGAAGGAAAGAAGGCUGAGCUGGGGAAGACAGAGGCUGAAAUUCAGCAGAUGAUCCAGAAGAAACGAGUGAAGAUUGAAGAGCUCAAACACUCAGUGGAGCUCAGUGAUGAGAACGCAGACAGAGAGAUAGCAGAAGGUGUUGGAGUCUUCAGCGCUCUGAAAGAAUCUGUAGAGAGACGCCAGGCUGAGCUCAUCAACAGCAUCAAAGAGAAGCAGAGAGAGACGGAGAAACAGGCUGAAGGCUUCAUCAGAGAGCUGGAACAGGAAAUCUCUGAGCUGGAGAAGAGACGUGCUGAGGUGGAGCAGCUCUCACGCUCUGAAGACCACCUCCAACUCCUCCAGAACUUCACGUCUCUGAACGCUGCUCCACCCACCAAGGACUGGACUGAAGUUAGAGUCCAUCCACCUUCAUAUGAGGGGACUGUGGUGAGAGCUGUGAAGCAGCUGGAGGAGACCAUCAGUGAACAGAUGAAGAAGCUGUUUGAGACCGAGCUGAAGAGAGUCCAGCAGUAUGAGGUGGAUGUGACACUAAAUCCUGAUACAGUUAAUCCCAGAUCUCCCGACAGACCCCAGGGUAAUAGCUGUAGAUGUGUCUUAUCAAAGCGUGAUUUUACUUCAGGCAGAUUUUGGUUUGAAGUUGGGGUUAAAAAGUUGACAUCAUGGACUGUAGGAGUGGUCAGAAAAAUGGCCAACAGGGUGGACACCCAACUGAGCCCCACAAACGGUCACUGGACUGUAUGUCUGGAUCGUCCAAGCAACUACUUCGCCGCUGCUGGUCCACCAGUCCGUCUCUCUCUUCAGUCUGGUCCUGAGAAGGUGGGGGUGUUCGUGGAUUAUGAGGAGGGUCUGGUCUCCUUUUAUGAUGUUGAUGCUGCAGCUCUGAUCUACUCCUUUACUGGCUGCUCCUUCACUGAGAAAAUCUACCCAUUCUUCAGUACCUGCAGGAAUGAUGGUACCACAAUCCACAGCGUGGAGAAGCCAAUGAAGACUCUGGGUCAGGAUCCUCCACCUCCCUCCCUGCAGCCGCCGUGGUGGUUGGAGUACCGCUCGCCGCUGGAAUUCUUCUUCACUGUCUCAAAAAUCCACCAGAAUAAAAAACAACCUGCAUACCGUCAUACCGUUGACUCUUACAAGUAUCUCGGAACUGUGUUUGACUCUGAACUAAAGAGCUUAGAGCUUAGGGACCCACCAACAGACAAAGGGGUAGAGGCUGGAGAUGUGACUGCUGCCACCUGGCAGUGGUACUCAGACAUGGAUCCAGCACUCCAGGGGCAGCACUCAAUCAGCCCACCCCUGGUUGUUGCAUCCAGUCUGACUGCCACUACAGGUGGGUCAGUCAGCACACCAGCCUCUACCCCCACCCCAGAGGAAGCCAGGGCCAGGAAGGAGAGCAUGGAGGUGCUCCUUCUCCUCCAGGAUGUCCUCUGCUGCCAUGCAGAUGUUGUGCAGCAUGCAGCAGGCUGCAACAACUUUGGGGGCAAACAGGGGCUGGAUCUCCAGGGCUCGGAGGAAAAUUGCCCGCCAGCGGGUCUUGAGAAGCUCCUCUCAAUUAUGUUGCGAGCUCUAGCAUGGCUGCCGGUACGGGGUGACAAUGGCCACAGGAUACUGCAGGCAUGGGUAUCCUCCAUCGCCCAACAGAAAAUACCCAGCUGGUGGAUAGAGGGCCUGCUGGUACAUGGGCGAUCUUCUGAGGACCAGGGCAUUGUGAACGGAUCCUUUGUUUCCAAUACAAACAUCAAGGAAAAUACCCUGUGA
Cheilinus undulatus (humphead wrasse) is the source of this 2394-nucleotide messenger RNA. Its product is annotated as E3 ubiquitin-protein ligase TRIM39-like. The transcript is spliced from 7 exons. NCBI's taxonomy places the organism in Eukaryota, Metazoa, Chordata, Actinopteri, Labriformes, Labridae. The record is from RefSeq and is a predicted model, not a curated record. Gene Ontology annotation, molecular function: protein binding; zinc ion binding. Bases 79 to 2394 code for a protein of 771 amino acids.